GUGAGAGCAUUGUUGGAACGUAUCUCGUUUCCUAUCCGCCAUUAUUGUGAGAUCCAUGGAGUGAUUGUGGUUAUCUGGUGGUUAUAAGUGAUUAAUCCAUAGUGUGUGGAUUGAUACCAAUCCAAGUGUAGUGUCAAAAAUGGAUAUAUGAUGUCGACGCACUCUCAGACGAACGGGGCAAGCUUAGAAGAUUGCCACACCAAUUUCUUCGCCCUGACUGACUUGUGCGGGAUAAAAUGGAGAGUGUAUGUGUGGGACAACCCUGGCGGCGUCGGCGGCGGCUGCGGUGGCGGCGUCGGCGGCGGCGUCGGAAGCGGCGGCGGGGUGGGUCCAACUGACCCCUUCGAGGACCCGGUGCUGGUGUCGUACGCCCGCAUGAUCGCCGCCGACGUGUUGUGUGUGUGGCGGCGGUCGUGGCGGGGCCCUCAGGACCACAUCUCCCUCUCCCCGCAGCAGGCGCACCACUACGCCCACCACCACCAGCAACACCACUCACUCCGACACUCACCCAAGGAACUCUGGGUCUUCUGGUAUGGGGACGACCCCGACCUCUCCAACCUUCUCGCCCCAGAGUUGCGCAAGAGUGAGGAUAAAGGCGGAUCCUGGGAUUGGGAGACGGGCUUGUCCUACGAGUGCCGAACGCUUCUCUUUAAGGCACUACACAACCUCAUUGAACGAUGUCUUCUAUCACGUGAUUUUGUGAGGCUGGGUCGCUGGUUUGUGCAGCCUUAUGAGGGCCCAGAGGGUAUCCCGGGAAGUAGUAGCACCCACUUGUCCUUCAGUUUGUCAUUCUUUGUCCAUGGCGAGAGCAUUGUUUGUGCGAGUGUAGAUGUGCGGCAGCAUCCGCCAGUACGACAACUAACCAGGCAACAUUUAUUGCUGGCACAACAAACCAACCACGGCAUACCAGUGAUCUUGGGUCCUUAUGGGCUGAGUGGCACGCUUACUGGUGUCAGUUACCACCAUUCUGAACCUCCCAUACAAAAACUUUUGGAAGAUUGGAGGCAGUUUUUUCCUGUUGAAGCUAAAGUUCCACCCAUUGAUAUUUUGGAGCCUGAUCUUCCUGCAGCUGUUGAAGUUAUUGUAGGUGGACACAAGAUGCGUUACCCAACAUCUUACGUGUUAGUGACGGACAUGGAUGACUACCUGAUGGCGAGUCGAGGCGGAAGUAUAAUAAAUGUGGGACAGAUGGCUCCAGGGGGCCUUAAGGGUGGGCUAGCAAAUGAAAGCUCUUCAGAGGGUAGUGAUGGGUCCAACCUUCCCACCCAUAAUUCUCCCUUCACUGCUUCAACUCAUACAUUAUUAGCUUCGGAGUAUCUAAGUUGCGGUGGACGAGGUUUAGGGUGGUCUCGUGGAAUGUGCGAACGCGUUUGGCAAGAUAUAGUACAAUGUCCAGGUCAGCAGCCUCCAGUACAGCAUGAUGGCCUCACUCCAGAAGGAACGUUGACACCUGCUGAGAUAGCCGGCCAGUGGGACUUCUCCGACCCUGCAACAAAAAUCAGUUGUUCCUGUGCCAAAUGCAGAAGGGGUCGGGUCAGUAGUAAUGGGUGUAGCAGCAGUAAGGGCCGGGGAGAGAAAAGUGGUUGGGGAGGCGGGCGUCAACGAGGGGGCAGGUCGGCGAGCGGCUGUGCCCCCUUCCACAAGCGGCCCCCUCCAACUCCCCUACCCUCGCACGACGAGGCAGUCCUCGACCAGUGUGGCGUGGCAGCCAUCGAAGAAUCUGAACUAAUCCAGGCUGCUGCCAGAUUGAGUGGGGCUGGGACACCUGGUGGUGGAAAUGGAAGCGGGGGGUUUGGAGGCUAUAAAGGAGGCGGGGUGACCACUCCCGGAAGUGUGCCUAGCUUACGGUUGACGGGAAUAGCAGACGGACCGCCACCUUCGGUAGAUUCUCCCGCAUCUAUAACACCAUCGCCCCUUCCUACACCUCAUUCCCAACCUUCAUCUGUACCUCAUCAUGACCCCUCCAUGCCAACAUUAAGCCCUCAUCCACCUCCAUCUAAUACGUCAGUUGGUGACCCUUCUACCCCUGCACCCCUCGAUUUAUUAGAUGCAAAACCCAACAUGUCUGACAUCAUGGGUCCUAAGUCUGUAUCAUCGCCUAACAACCAGGGUAUGUCUCCAUAUGCUGGAGGUGACAGAGGGAAUGGCAUUGAAUCAAACGAUACCAGCAGUAGUUUGGGAGGUGUUGGAAGCAGCAACGGUUCUGUGAGAGGACUGAAGCGACCCUCUCUUCCCGGCACAGACUACCAUUCCCUUUUGGAAUUGGAGAAACCCAGCCCCGUCCUGUAUGACUACACCAAAUUAAAUGCGUGGCUUCAUCAUCCUGUAAAGAAGUUUAAACCAACAGAAGUUAAAAUUGAAGAACCUCUUUGGCCUCCGUAUAGACCGGCUCACAUACAAGAACACAUGGAGCCAUAUAGAGCAGAGAUGGGCCAGGAGAUUCCAGAAAUGAAUGGGUUACCCAUCAAACAUUCAUGUUGUAUCAAGAGAGAAGCUGACCCAUAUGACUUUGAUGACGAUCUUGGCUCCGGCACCACGCAGGAGGGAUAUAAACGUAAAGAUGGGCUUGAUAAAGAGGAUGUCAAAACCCCGGGCAGUGUUCGAUCAUCUCACGAUCCACAUUCUCCCUCUCAAACAAAGAAAACUGGAAAUUUGUAUACAAUAGAAGGUCUUCAGCCUUCUUUAUCAGAUUUAGAUGAAAUCUUUGAUUCAGAUUCUCCUGUGGAUGAAGUGACAUUCCCAGACCACACGCCGCCUGGAUCUAACAAACCUUCUGGAGGACCCGAGGACACUGCUGCAGUCAUUAAUAAUAAAAGCAGUGGAGGUGGAAAUAACAAAUCCAGUGUGAAUACGAGUCUUGUGGAGUUGACCAAGAUGUUUCCGACACCCCCAUCCCACGAACACAAUCCCGACCACGACACUGCUUUAGAUGAUGCAGCAUCUCAGGUCAUCAGUAUUAAGCAGGAGCGUAUAGAAGAACCUAGGAUCAUAAAUACGCUCGAACCCUCUGGUAUUCCCAUUAAAGAAGAACCGGCACAGAUUCUUGCCGUUUUCCGGCCGCCGUCUGUGGCCAUGUUCGUUGGAUCAACAAAGUAUGCUCCACUCACAAACCUUCCCAGUCAGGAGCAUAAAACAAUUAUCACUAUUCCAGAAGAAUGGGUGUACAAGCCUUCUUGGCAAUUUUCAGUCUCCGACAAGUCUCACGGAUCAGCUCCUCCAAUGGUCCAUAUGGGGCCCCAUCAUGGGGGCCCACCUGCUGGUGGUCAUGGUCAGAAGGUGGGAAUAUCUCCCAUAUCACCCAUGCCCUCCAGUAUUGGAGGCCCUGUAUCAGACGGUGGUCCUGGGUCUCAACGUGGUCCUGGUAGUGUUGGUGGUCCUGCAUCGGCAGGUCCACCUAUCAACUAUGAACUACCAUCGCCAGCAUCCAAUCAGUCAUCAUACCUCAACAAGACACUGCCGUCGGUAGAGCCUCCUACAAUGGGGCUUAACCAAGUACCUGAAGCAAAUUCCCUCAUUGUUAAUAUUGCACUACAAGACUCUAGUGUCAACCUGUUUAGAGAUCACAAUUUUGACUCGUGCACGAUGUGUGUGUGUAACAAUAGCCCCAAAAAUGUAGGUAAUAUCCGUGGCAAUGAUGGGACACUUUAUUUGCCGCCUACACAUUUAAGUGUGGAAGAAGAAAGUAUUAUAUGUACUUGUGGUUUCUCUGCCGUAGUGAAUAGAAGGUUAGCCUUUCAGGCUGGGUUGUUUUAUGAGGACGAAGUGGACCUUACUGGCCUCCAUGAGGCUUUAGCAACUGAACGCAAGAAACAGUCAUUACUAUUGUUAAUGGAUAAUAAAGGUGCAGAUAAUCCCGACCGUGAAACCAGUAUUCUAGAUCAGAUACCUCAGUCUAUGUUUCGUCUCUUGCAAAGCCAGUGCUUAGUAACGUUAAGUACUCCAUCUAGUGUUAUAUAUAGAUCAACAACUGUGUACCAAAAUACUAGACGAGAUAUUUUAUUAAAUUUAGUGGAUUAUAAGGAUGGAAACGAGAUAGCAUGUAUGGCGGUUGAACAGUCUCGGGGUGCAAACCUUAGUGAUAGUGAAAGUGGCUCCCCAGCAAUCAGACUACAGUGCAUGCACAAAUGGUGCUAUUACCAGUUUGAUGGUCCCAGAUGUUCGAAAGAUAUUAUACGGUGUAUGAAGGCCCUUCAGCCUCACUUACAAGAAGCUAUACAAAAGAAAGGGCGAAGAGUCAAUUGGGAACCAGUGUUCAGUGUUGACGGACCUCUCACCUGGCGACAGUUCCAUCGUAUGGCUGUGAGAGGCACGGAGGAUAUGGCAGAACCAUUACCUAUUCCCAUGCUAUUGACUGGUCAUGAUAGAGACUGGUUAUCUAUAGCACCACAGUCACUCAGACACUGGGAAAAGUUACUUCUGGAGCCGUACUCACAACAGCGAAACGUUGCGUAUGUUGUGGUUGCCCCAGACAACGAGUUUAUUCUUAAUCAUGUGCGCACCUUCUUCAAGGAAUUGUCUUCUAUAUAUGAGUUGUGUAGAUUAGGCCGGCACUCACCCAUCCAGCGAGUGUUAAGAAAUGGCAUCAUGCGGAUAAGUAAAACUGCGGCAUCUAAAGUAGCGAAUGAACCUCUUGAGGAAUGGUUCUCCCUCCUGGGCGAUUCUCACAUGUCGACUAAGCUCAAAGUUUAUGCUCAGGUCUGCCGACAUUGGUUAGCGCCACACCUAUCAACACUAAACAUGGAUAAGAGUCUCUUCGAGGUGCCUGGAUCAAGCAAAGCUAGUGAAAGGCAAGCGCCUUCCCCAAUGCCUCCUCCGUCUUCGGAAACCAUAAACAAUACUAACCCUUCCACAACACCCACACACAAUUCUGAACCGGAACCAACUUACCCUUCAAAUCCAACUGUCUCCAAUUCGCAGGGAACUGUCACUCUUGGAACUGGUGCUAGUCUGAAUGAAGUUGAGGAGGAGGACACCCCUCCGCCUGCUAUUCUUAUAUACCUAGUGGACCCCUUCAAUGUUGGCCAAGAUCACCCAGAUAUGCAUCGUCUUGUUACACUUGGGCUCCUCAGAUGUUACGAACACAUGUUGGAAGGCCUUCCCGAGAGUAUGCAGAAUAAUGUCUAUCUCCAGAUCAUCUCAUUGGAGAGCAUCCUAGAGCUGGCGAGCGAUUCCCACGAUCGAUCUCGGUACAUCGACCAACUUAAAUCAUUAGCAUUCUCAGUGUUCAUGCAGUGCAGAAGAACUCUCUCCCAUAAUGCUGUUGUCAAGUCACUUACAGGCUUCGGCCCAGCAUCUGUUUAUGAUGGUUUUCUCAAGCCCAAAGAAGCUAGUAUUGCUGCAGAAGAGAAACGGUUGGCGCCGUAUCACAUCUUUUCUCCGGCGUAUAUUCUGGCACCCAUAAAGGAGAGCCGUGGUACUUACAAAGAAGCGCAAGAAGCUUUGGGAGUACCACGGGAGAAGUCCACUAUCCUCAAUUGCACAUACUGUUUGUCUGAAGAUCAAAGAUGGCUACUGGCAACAGCCACCGAUGAGCUAGGAGAAAUUUUAGAAACCGUUACCAUCAGUAUAGAAAUUCCAAACAGAACAAGAAGAAAGAAAGCUUCUGCACGGCGUCAUGGUCUGAAAAAGCUGAUGGAUUGGAUAUUAAGUGUCAUGUCCAUUGGGGUCCAUCCCUGGCGUUUGGUUGUUGGCAGAUUGGGUAGAAUGGGACAUGGAGAAUUAAAAGGAUGGUCGUCUUUACUCUCGCGGAAGUCUCUCACGCAAGCAUCCAAAAAUCUAAAGGAGAUGUGCAAGCAGUGUGCGUAUCUCUUUCCUGGUGCUGCGCCGUGUAUACUUUCUGCGUGUUUGGUUUCCAUGGAGCCUGAUUCUUCUUUUCGAAUGAUGCCAGAUAUGUUUACGCCGGAUGAGAGAUUCGGGCAAAAUAGUCAAAACUGCAGUCUGUCUACACCACAGGAUCUCACUUGUACACACAUACUGGUCUUCCCAACAUCUGCUACUGCACAGUCAGCACAGCAGAGAUUUCAGGAUGAGCAAACAUUUCACUUUGAAAGCGAAGAUUUAUUGUUGGAUGAGGAAGCUUUAGCAGAUGACAUGGGUGGUGGCAUGGAUAUGGUCAGUGGAUUGAGACUAAACUUGAAUGAUAUUUUUAUGUUUGAAACUGGUACAAAUCAGGAUGAUCAGAUGGAAGAUGGGAGUGGCCAGAGGGACUCGUUAUCCCAACCUGGUAGUCCCACAGUGGAUGGACGUGGCAGAACUAGUCCCUCCCAGUUUUCUGGACAAGCUCGUAGCAAUGGAGUGGUUUUGGUUGAUCCGCAAGAAGCCUCUGGUGGUUCUGUCUUGCAACAACCUCUCGCUCUUGGAUAUUAUGUGUCGACGGCGUCAACUGGGCGGCUCCCAAGAUGGUUCUGGUCGUCAUGCCCUCACCUUGAAUCGUCUUGUCCGGUAUUUCUCAAGUCAGCCCUCCACCUCCAUUCUCCAGGAAUUACCCAGUCUGAAGAAUUCUUGCAUAGCACAAAUAACAAGGUCCACCCUUUGGAUUCUUCAAUCACUACCGAUGUUCUUAGAUAUGUUCUUGAAGGUUACAAUGGUCUCUCGUGGCUAGUGCUAGACCCUGCUAAACAGGACCGGAGAUCCUGCUUGCCGCUACACAUGCAAGUUCUCUCUCAUCUAUACAAUGUUAUGGCAGCCCUUGUAUGAUAGCCGAUCAUUCAACUCUUGAGCAAGUUUGCCCAUUUAUUUAUCAUUCUUCCUUUCUUUCUUAUCUCAAUUCACUCUGGUGCAAUUAAUGGGCUUUACAUGGAGAUACUAUUAGGCCACACAGUUGCAUGACAAAGUGCCCGAGACACAAAAUUAGUCUUUGUUCAAAAUAUGCAAGGUUGCUAUUAAAAAUAGUCAUAUGCUUUUUUGUAUUAAUUUCACUUUUAAUAUUUUAAGAUUCUAUCGUAAUAAACAAAUCAUAGAAUCUCUAAAAAAAAAUUACUUUUCAGAACAAUUUAAUACAGGGCAUUAUGUCUAGAAAAUUGUCAAACAAAUCAAUAUGUUAUUGAUCAAAGUAAUAAUUCAAACAAUAAUAAUAAUACAAAUGAAAGGCCUUUCAAAUUUUGUGAGGCUUAUAUCAACUGAUACACUAGCCAAAGCACAUUUAAUAUUGUAAUGUUUGUAGAGAAAGCGUGUGCCUGGGUGGACCCAGAGAGCAGACACCUAGGGAAUCGGUAUGCAUUGUUCUGAAGCACAUUAUCUGAUGACAAGUGUAUGAAGAUUAGUGGAUAGCAGUUUAACCAAAGCAUUAUUUAAAUAGGGCUGAUGCAUAAUUGUUGUAAAUGCUCAAAGGGAAGGUCAUACCUCACAAAACUUGCAUUAUGUCUUAAGAUCGCUGUAUAUACUUAAUUUAUUAUGGCCAGAAGUCCACCACAAAAGCAAUCAAAACAGUCCUGCCUUAUAAUAAUGGACAGAGAUGUAACAUAAUGGGUGGAUAAACUAGGAGCACAAGUUUAGCAAAUUAUAUUGAAGUAAAAUAAUGCUCAUAUUUCACAAGAUGUAUUUUGGAAUCACACAAUGAAUUUGCCCGAGCAAGACUAGGUGGGCCAUUGGUAUCGUGGGCUGGGUGCAGUAAACCAGUGCAUUGUUAGUGACUAGUAUCCAAGCAGGAUUGUCUGUGAUAAUGAAUAACAGAUUGAUUGUACUUCAUAAUUGGAUAUUUAUGCCUUUUUAUUAUUAACACUUGUUUCAGCAUAGCCUGGUGCUGAUCACUUCAAUAAUGUAAAUAGGCAGUGGUGUUGUACAAGCUGGGUGGGUCAGAUCUUUUUAUGCCCUGAUGUGCUAUUGCCCCGAGGCUCUCAGAGUAGUGUACAAUGUCGAUUGUACCAAUAUGUGUACAUUUCGCCUCUUGCACCUGUAGCCAAAUUGUACAUAAAUACUAUGGCAGGUGGCUCCUAAACGGAGGAUGAGUUGGCAGUAGCACAUGAGUGGCACGCAGGUUUCCCCACCUCUCUCCCAGCCCCCUCCCCCUCCCCCCACUGCUCUUGUGUACAGACCCUAGGUUACAUGUACAGUGAGACACAAGUUUUACACCUCCUGACUCUUUAUACAAGUUAAGUAUUUUCCCCCUAAUGCAACUGCCUCCAAACUUGAUGCAAAUGGAGGGGUUGUGAUGUAAAAUAUUUCUGUCAGUAAAUUCAAUUGUUUAUUUUGAGACUAACUUGAAAAACAUAAAAAAUCAAGUAGCAUGUAAGGUUAGAUAGUUUAAAGAAAGUAUUUUACAAAUGAAACAUUUGUACAAGGAGUGUAUUUUAAAAAAAGAGGUGAAUAACCAAGUGGAAGAUGGCAGAAACCUUCCAUGGCAAGUAUUGGCUUCACUCGUCCCAGAGCCUCAGGAGUCGGGCAAUCAGGCAGCUAAGUACAGCGAUCUCUUCCCUGACCCUCAGCUGCAGGUUUCUCUUGUACCAGCAUUAUAGCCAUCUCAUGUUGCUUAAACAAUAUUAGGGUGACUUUUUUAUCAUUGACAGUGAACAGCUGAGCUGUUUUUGUCCCAGUGUAUUUGCAAUAUUUGCAAAGAUGGGGUAUUACAAAGCAUUGAUGUGCUGCAGCCAAAGAUAUCAGAAAUAUGCCUGAGAGGAUGCCCACUUGGGCCAAAGGGAUUGAGACUGAAGACAAAACUUAAUGCUCUUUUAUGCAUUCUUCUGAGGUUGGGACAGCCUUACGCCAGCCAGGGUGUGUGUGGAGCAAUCUAUUUAUGUGCGUCUCGUUAAUUCUGACCUGCCUACCUGUCUACCAAGUGGAAUGUGUGAGGACUUAGUUUUGUUAAAUUUUUUAAAAAAUUUGUAUUUUACAAGGAAAUUUUAGCAUUUUAUAUGUAGAAUUUUAUUUGUGUAAACAAUUUUUGACUAUGCAGUAUUGUAGACAGAGUAUUUGCUGGUGUUUCAUCAGGUUAUGAAAAACACUGACAUUUAUUAAGCAGUUGUUGAUUCUCAUUCCAUUAUUAAUUAAAAAAAUCAUGGGUACUUUUUUUAUGACUAUUUUUGAAAGAAAUUCUGAACACUGCAAUAAGUGACUGGAUGCAAUCACAAGAAAUGAGAGAGAUUAGCUUUGUGUAGUGUGGACAGAUUACAGGUCUUAACCUGCCGUGGGUCUAGUGGCAGCUCCCUUCCUUCCUUGCUCAAUUACUAUCAUCUUCAUUGACACAACUUUCUGGCCAACUUUGUACAAAAGCAUGGAAACAACAUGUGUAUGGUUAAUACCAAAACUUCACGAAUAUAAUUUACAAACAUGCACUUGCCCUUACCAUGCACACAUGCAUUCCAACCAUGCACACUUCAUGCACUUGUGUGCACCCCUCCACGCAUGCACAAAAUACUGUGUGCACACCCACACUAUGCACACGUCCACCCCUUCCAUGCUAUUGCACAUCCACAUCUACAUGCCCCCCACACACACGUAUCAAUACACCGCAUGGACACAGAUGCCUUACACAUGUACAUUAUAUACAGUACUUCAUAUAAAACAUCUGCCAACUUGUAUACAUUCCCGCAUGCACACUUCUUCCACGACCAACACACCCAAUUCUCCUUACACCACACACACACACACUCUCUCUCUCUCUUCUCUCUUCUCUCUUCUCUCUCUCUCACAUACACAUAUGCUUGUACAGUACAUACAAACAUCAUUUGCACUCGCAUACACUUAUAUCACAUUGCAGAAACACGAUAUAAUACAUUGUGCAUAAUUAAAUAUGUUGUUAACAAAGUGGAAUCACUAAUUCCAACUUAAUUAAAAGAACCCAAGAAAAAGUGUAUCUGGGUCAUAUGGUUAUAGUUUUGAGAAUGUUAUAUUGUAUAAACCAUUACAUCAGUUGGGCAUGAAGAGGCAUUAUCUAUUGUAUUUUAUUGUUAUCAAUGUCUCAUUUAUGCUGCAAAAAGAAUAAAAUAAAUAAAUAAAUAAAAUAUAAUAUAUACCUGUAUAUAUUACAGUAUAUACAUAUAUAUUAUUUUUAUCCCUAUUAGUUUUUGACUAAAUAAAUUUUAUCCUACUGGAUUUGUCUGCACAAUAGAAUAUCAUAAUUGUUUUUAUUUGUUUGAACGAACCAUAUCUUAUAUUAAUAGGAACUUAAAAGUACUGUACUGUAGUUCUCUUUUUGUAUUUUUUAUAACUUAGAACAGUAUUGAUUGUUAACACUCAUACUUCAGACAUUGUUGGUCACUGUUAAUUCUGCACUCUCAAAUGCUGUCUCUUUUUGUCAGUCUGUCUUGUACUGUUGUGAUUAUUUUCUUGUUUAAGACCAUACGCCUCUUGUGUUUGUGAUGGGUAGCUGCUCUAGCCCGAGGGCCGUGUGAGUCCGUGCACGAGUGAGAGUGAAUGUUGGGCCAGUCAGCUCCAGCUUGACCCACUGUCAUUAUUAUCAUUGGUAUAAAAUACAAUUUUAUGUGUAAA
Messenger RNA from Procambarus clarkii (red swamp crayfish), 10425 nucleotides. The record is from RefSeq and is a predicted model, not a curated record. NCBI's taxonomy places the organism in Eukaryota, Metazoa, Arthropoda, Malacostraca, Decapoda, Cambaridae.